This is a messenger RNA of Kluyveromyces marxianus DMKU3-1042, 417 nucleotides long. RefSeq names its product Exp1p (gene EXP1). Bases 1 to 417 code for a protein of 138 amino acids. The record is from RefSeq and is a predicted model, not a curated record. The transcript has a single exon. NCBI's taxonomy places the organism in Eukaryota, Fungi, Ascomycota, Saccharomycetes, Saccharomycetales, Saccharomycetaceae.
AUGGAUCCGUUUGUGUACUUGAUACUGUUCGUUUUGGUGAUCAUUUUUGUCGUUCUAUUACCUUUGCUUGGAGGCAUCGGAUCAUACUCUGUGAAGAAGAAUGACGCUAGAGGGUCGAAUAAGGGUAGAUCCGGCACGGAUAAGAAGCGGUUGAAGCUGGAGAAGGAGGAUAUUCCAUUGAAGUUCAAGGUUGGGCUCGAAAAAGACGGUAAGAAGGAGGGAAAGAGGUUUGAAAUCGAUGGGAAGACUGGGUUGAAAAGACGUGUGAUUGGCAAGUACAGCAACAACGAGAACGAGUUUGACUACGAUGUGGACGAGUUGAUUGCCGAGGACUUGAAGGAGCAGCAGGAGGAGGAGUCUGCGAGAUAUGAGCAGUUUUUGGGCAAAGAAAACGAGACUCAAGAGCUUCUAGUGUGA